CUUCGUGCUGAAAGGACAAAAUCGGAAUAGGGUUAACCUUAUUUGGAUAUCCGACUUGUCGUUUUUUUCCUCUGUGUUAUCUUCAAGUUCCUACUCCAAAAGGCUUUCCCUUCAUUUCUCUCUCACUGUCUGCCAAAACUAUGUCUCUCCUUCCUUGUAAGCUUUUCUGUGUUCGGCCUCCUAACCCUAACCCUAGGCUUCCCUGUUCCGGCGUUGGACUCCGUUAUCAUUGUCCCCAAACAUUCCGAGUGUUCAGUGCUAAGAGGAGCGGCAAGCAGAGGUACCCAUCCGAGAAGAAGAAGAUCAAAUUGAAACACAAGGAAACUUUAGCUGAAGUUAAGACCAGGAACAAGUUCCAGGGCAUUUGGAGGCUGUCUAAGCUUGGUGUUACGGUGGAUAAGGACCCUGGAAAAGACUUUCUCGGCGUCUCCGAUGGCUUGCUUGAAGCGAUUGCUAAAGUGCUUGAGUUUCCGGUUGCAGAGAUGUUGCCAUCAGAAGCAUUCACAGUUGUUCGGAAAUCUUUCGAUGCAAGGAAGAAAAUAAAGGAGCCCAAAUUCGUGUACAUAGUGGACAUGGAUGUCGAGAAGCUUGUAAGUCUAGAGGCUCGUACUGAGGAUUUCAUAUCUAUGUUGGAGCCUAGAGUUGGAUUGGUGGAACAUAUGCCUCACAGAAAAAUAUCUGAAGAUUUGAUCAACCUAGUACAUGACUGUAAAAAGAUCCCUGAAGAUACAAUUCGAAGUGAAAGCGGGCAUAAAAUUUACUCUCCAUCAGGGAGAUCCAACAUGUAUCAAACAGCUACAAAACCAAAAAUUGCAGUUGUGGGUAGUGGACCAUCAGGGCUUUUCGCUUCCCUAGUUCUUGCAGAACUUGGUGCAAAUGUUACCUUAAUAGAAAGAGGUCAGCCUGUCGAACAGAGGGGACGUGAUAUUGGAGCUUUGGUUGUACAAAGGAUGUUACAAACAGAAAGCAACUUUUGCUUUGGGGAGGGUGGUGCAGGUACCUGGAGUGAUGGAAAGCUACUAACUAGAAUUGGAAGAAACAGUGAUAGCGUUUUGGCGGUUUUAAAAACUUUUGUGCGCUUUGGAGCUCCGAAAGGAAUCAUGGUAAAUGGGAAGCCUCAUUUGGGAACAGACAAACUGAUUCCUUUACUUCGCAAUUUUCGGCAACAUCUACAAAAUUUGGGUGUUACUAUCAAGUUUGGGAAGAGGGUAGAUGAUCUCCUUGUAGAGGAUGCACAUGUUGUAGGUGUUAAAGUUACUGAUUCAGGCGACAGUCUACGGUCUAAUUGCCAGAAAUGGGGAUAUGAUGCUGUUGUUUUAGCUGUUGGGCAUUCUGCACGUGAUAUUUAUGAAAUGCUUCUUUCUCAUAACGUGGACUUGGUCCCCAAAGACUUUUCUGUGGGUUUGCGGAUUGAGCACCCUCAAGAAGUAAUAAACAGCAUACAGUAUUCUGGACUGGCAACUGAGGUUCGAAGUGGACGUGGGAAAGUACCAGUAGCAGACUACAAACUUGUCAAAUAUGUUGGUGGAGAGGAAGGAGACACAUGUGUUGGGGCAAUGAAUCGUAGUUGCUAUUCUUUUUGUAUGUGUCCUGGUGGUCAGGUUGUUCUCACCAGUACAAAUCCAUCAGAAAUUUGCGUCAAUGGUAUGUCAUUUUCUCGACGAGCUUCCAAAUGGGCAAAUGCUGCAAUUGUUGUGUCUGUCUCAACUGAGGAUUUCCAUUCAUUGAAUUUCCAUGGACCUCUUGCAGGGGUUGAAUUUCAGAGAGAAUUUGAAAGAAAAGCUGCUAUAAUGGGUGGGGGGAAUUUUGUGGUGCCUGUGCAGACAGUUACCGACUUUCUUGAUAACAAAUUGUCAGUGAUAUCUGUGCCACCAUCAAGUUACCGGCUAGGAGUGAAGGCUGCAUCUCUCCACGAGUUGUUCCCCACUCAUCUAACAGAAGCUUUGCAGCAUUCAAUCUCAAUGUUUGACAAAGAGUUACCAGGAUUUAUCUCAAAAGAAGCCCUCCUUCAUGGAGUGGAGACUAGGACCAGCUCCCCUGUCCAGAUUCCCCGCAGCAUUGACACUUAUGAGAGCGAAUCACUUAAAGGACUCCACCCUGUUGGUGAAGGAGCAGGUUAUGCAGGAGGGAUUGUAAGUGCAGCAGUCGAUGGCAUGUAUGCAGGUUUUGCUGUGGCAAAAAGUUUCGACUUAUGCAGUGGUGGCAUAGAGUCCAUUUUGGGGAAGGCUCAGAAUCCUGGAGUUGUGAAGUACUAGGAGCAUAUUCAGUUUUCCAGACGGUUUGCAGUACCCCACAAAUACAUGCACAAUCAUCCAGAUGUCAUUUCCAAGGAGCUGACAUAGAAAGUUAACUCAAAACUCUGGUAUGGAACUUGAGCAAGCAUACUACAUUUUCGAAACUCUGCUUGUUAAGAUUUCUUCUUUGACUUGCUGGUAAAGAUUCAAAUUCAGCUUAUGAAGUAGCAGGGGGUUUAUACCAGUCUGAUGAAAAAUCAAGGAGAUAAUACAAAUACCAGGUGUAAUACUUGCAUUGAUUUUACAAAUCAUUUUUUCAUUUGCUUUGAAUCCAGAGUUGAAGUGGUUGCAAAAGUUUAUUGAAAAGAGCAUCUCCGAAAAAUGAUGUUGAUCGUUAACCUGACAGUACCAUAGUUCUCAAGGUGUUUUGGUAACAAUUCCGGCAAUAUAUGCAACAUUAUUUUCUGUUAGAUCUUAUAAAAUCUAUAUCUUUUUGUAGUCAUACGAAUUUGAACUUACUCAAAAAUGCUAGUUGUUUGUAAUUUAGGAAGUGCUUACAAAUAUUCACUCUGUUCCAUGUGGAAAUUAGAUAGAUCCUAUAGAUUUUGUACAUCAAAAAGGUGAAUUUUAUGGUACAUAGGCCCCCGGGCAUGUGAACCAUAUUUUUUAAGUACACUUUAUCCCUUUAUUUUUAUUUUUUUCCCGUAAUCACAAGUAAAAGAACCCAAAUUUAGCAGAGUUUCACAUUGUUGUUUUUGCCA
Messenger RNA from Ziziphus jujuba (common jujube), 2995 nucleotides. RefSeq lists its product as uncharacterized. The coding region runs from base 141 to 2255 and encodes 704 amino acids. The transcript is spliced from 14 exons. Lineage: Eukaryota; Viridiplantae; Streptophyta; Magnoliopsida; Rosales; Rhamnaceae. The record is from RefSeq and is a predicted model, not a curated record.